Sphaeramia orbicularis (orbiculate cardinalfish) is the source of this 1595-nucleotide messenger RNA. It is a transcript of the gene kpna7, whose product is annotated as karyopherin alpha 7 (importin alpha 8). The transcript is spliced from 12 exons. Bases 36 to 1595 code for a protein of 519 amino acids. The record is from RefSeq and is a predicted model, not a curated record. Gene Ontology annotation, cellular component: cytoplasm. Gene Ontology annotation, biological process: protein import into nucleus. Lineage: Eukaryota; Metazoa; Chordata; Actinopteri; Kurtiformes; Apogonidae. Gene Ontology annotation, molecular function: nuclear import signal receptor activity; protein binding.
CAUCAGUCGGAGUGAGGCCCAGAGACGCGUCCACCAUGCCUACCAAGAAUGUCACCGACGACAGGUUCUCCAAGUUCAAGAACAAGGGGAAGGAUUCAGCAAAACGUCGGGAGAAAAGGAUCGAGGUGUGCGUGCAGCUGCGUAAAGCCCAGAAGGAUGAGGAGGUCUGCAAGAGGAGGAACAUGUCCAUGUCCUCCGUAGUGGACGAGGAGGCCCUGUCUCCUGAAUACAUCAGCGACGAAAAGGUGGCCUCUCUAAGCAUUGAGGACAUAAUUAAAGAGGUGAAAAGCAGCUGCAGGGAGAGUCAAACCAGAGGAUGCCAGGCAGCCAGGAAGCUGCUUUCUCAAGAGCGUAACCCUCCCAUGAAGGAAAUCAUAGAUGCUGGUUUGCUGUCAUGUUUCGUGGCUUUCCUGGGAAUGGAUGAUGAGCCCUCUCUGCAGUUUGAAGCAGCUUGGGCUCUUACGAAUAUUGCCUCAGGAACACCUUGGCAUACACAACAGGUGGUGGACCAUGGAGCAGUGCAGCCUUUCAUCUCUUUGCUCACUUCACCACAUUUGCACAUUCGUGAGCAGGCAGUCUGGGCCCUUGGCAACAUUGCAGGUGACGGUCCACACUAUCGGGAUGCUCUGAUUGACUGUGGUGUCAUCCCAGCCAUACUUGCCUGCAUCACUCCUGAGACACCAGUUGGUUAUUUGCGCAACAUCACAUGGACAAUAUCCAACUUGUGCCGAAAUAAAAACCCCUUCCCUCCACUGUCUGCAGUCCAGCAGCUGCUUCCCUGUGUGACCCAGUUGCUCCAUCACAGUGAUCAGGACAUCUUGUGUGACUCAUGCUGGGCAAUCUCAUACCUCACUGAUGGUGACAAUGACCGCAUUGACAUUGUAGUGAAAACUGGCAUCGUCCCUCGGCUGGUGGAGCUCAUGGGCCAUGAUGAGCUCAGUGUCAUGACCCCAGCUCUUCGCUCCAUUGGGAACAUGGUGAGCGGCUCUGACCUGCAGACCCAGAUGGUAAUUGACGCUGGUGUGCUUGCCAUGCUACCUAGACUAAUGAGGCACCCAAAGGCCAGUGUGCAGAAGGAGGCAGCAUGGGCAUUAUCCAACAUUGUAGCUGGACCUUGUAAGCAAAUCCAACAGGUUAUUACUUGUGGUCUGCUCCCCCUUCUGGUGGAACUACUCAGAACUGGUGACUUCAAAACUCAAAGGGAGGCUGUUUGGGCAGUCACAAACUUCACCAGUGGGGGAACGGUGGAGCAGGUUGUCCAACUAGUGCAAAGCGGUGCAUUAGAGGCAAUUAUUGACCUGUUGCAGGUCAAAGAUGCAAAAGUUAUUCUGGUCAUCCUGGAAGCCAUCAACAAUAUGCUCUUGGCAGCAGAGAAAAUUCGUGAAACUGAAAAACUGACCCUGUUGAUUGAGGAGAUGGGAGGACUGGACCGCAUCGAGAUGCUGCAGAACCACAGCAAUGAGAUGGUGUACCAGGCUGCACACAACCUCAUAGAAAAGUACUUUGCUGAUGAUGAGACUGAGGGACCUGCAGUUGAUGCUACAAAAGAUGAAUUUGUUUUUCAGACUCCUGUUCAGAAACAAUUUGAAUUUUAA